This is a messenger RNA of Vitis riparia (riverbank grape), 2229 nucleotides long. RefSeq lists its product as uncharacterized. The coding region runs from base 366 to 1811 and encodes 481 amino acids. The transcript is spliced from 5 exons. Lineage: Eukaryota; Viridiplantae; Streptophyta; Magnoliopsida; Vitales; Vitaceae. The record is from RefSeq and is a predicted model, not a curated record.
AUGCCCAGAAAGCAAAAAAUGUGUACUCUUCUUUCUCACCCUACACUGUCUCUAAUUAGGCAGCAUUUUAGGGUUUCUGAUCUCUGCAAUUUCCACAACUUUUCUCCAAAAUCAGAAUGUGGAUACUGCUAGAGAGUUGCACUUUAAUUCGGUUCUUAUCUCUUUUUCUGAGAAGGGUGCUGGAAUCAAAUCAAGACACUCUUUGCCUUCCAUUGUCUACUCAGUAUGGUGAUAUCUAAGUAGGUGCCUGCGGUCAAGCCUUGUCCACUCUGUUCUUUAGUGUACUUGGAAAUCCGUGGCUGUUGCUCCAUUGCUACACGGUUGUCUUUUCUGUUUGCUUUCUGGUUGGAUCAGUAGUCAGCUUGAUGGGUUCACGAUUCCCAUCCCAUCAGCUGAGCAAUGGCCUUUAUGUAUCAGGGCGGCCUGAGCAGCCAAAGGAAAGGCCUCCCACAAUGAGUUCAACGGCUAUGCCUUACACUGGUGGUGAUAUAAAAAGGUCUGGAGAGCUGGGGAAAAUGUUUGAUAUCCCUGUAGAUGGCUCCAGAUCAAGAAAAUCGGGACCUAUAAAUAAUGCCCCUUCAAGGACUGGAUCAUUUGGUGGUGCUGCUUCUCACUCAGGACCAAUCAUGUCUAAUUCCAUAAAUCGACCCGGUUCUGUUUCAUCUGCUGGAAUUCCAGGUUCAGCUUCAGUGAAGAAGACCAAUUCUGGACCCCUUAAUAGACAUGGUGAUCCAGUGAAAAAGUCUUCUGGUCCUCAACCUGGAGGUGGAAAUUCAGUUUCCCGCCAAAAUUCUGGUCCACUUGCUCCAGUUCUCCCCACUACAGGCCUGAUUACAUCUGGACCCAUUUCUUCAGGCCCACUAAAUUCAUCAGGUGCUCCUCGAAAGGUCUCUGGUCCAUUGGAUUCUACUGGAUCGCUCAAGUUACACGCUGCUUCUAUUGCACACAAUCAAGCUGUAACUAAUCUGAGUCAAGAAGAUGAGUAUUCCUUCCACAGGAGCUUCCCGAAGCCAAUACUUUGGUCGAUGGUUUUGCUGUUUGUGAUGGGUUUUAUCGCGGGCGGCUUUAUUCUAGGGGCUGUCCACAAUCCCAUACUUCUGAUUGUUGUUGUGGUUCUAUUUGGGGCAGUUGCUGCAGUAUUCAUUUGGAAUACUUAUUGGGGAAGAAGAGCUAUCACUGGUUUCAUUGCCCGUUAUCCAGAUGCUGAGCUUAGAACUGCAAGGGAUGGCCAAUUCGUCAAGGUUUCUGGGGUGGUUACCUGUGGUAAUGUUCCUCUGGAGUCAUCUUUCCAAAGGGUUCCUAGAUGUGUUUAUACAUCCACAAGUUUAUAUGAGUACAGGGGAUGGGAUUCAAAAGCUGCCAACCCAACACAUCGUCGUUUUACUUGGGGUCUCCGAUCACUUGAGAGGCAUGUGGUCGAUUUCUACAUUUCUGACUUCCAGUCUGGGUUGAGAGCAUUGGUUAAGACUGGCUAUGGUGCUAGAGUCACUCCAUAUGUCGACGAAUCUGUUGUUGUUGACAUCAACCAGUCAAAUAGAGAUAUGUCUCCAGAAUUCAUCAGGUGGUUGGGGGAGAGAAACCUCUCAAGCGAUGAUCGUGUAAUGCGUUUGAAAGAAGGGUACAUCAAAGAAGGUAGCACUGUGAGUGUGAUGGGAGUUGUCCAACGGAAUGAGAAUGUUCUGAUGAUCGUUCCUCCACCAGAGCCAUUCCCUACAGGAUGCCAAUGGGCCAAAUGUAUCCUUCCUGCCAGCCUCGAGGGCAUUGUUUUGAGAUGUGAGGACACAUCAAAGAUCGAUGUUAUUCCUGUGUAGCUAUAGCAUUUUGAAACCCGAAAGUAGUGCGGGUUGUUGCUGUUUUGGGAUUUAAUUUGUUGGAUAGUAUUGACGAGGGGUGGUGGUGGUGGCGGCGGUGGCAGUGGUGGUGUUUUUUCCCUCUUCUUUUUUAACAUGGUGUAUAGUUUUUAUGUGAUUUUUUUUUCAUCUUUUAGGGCGGGAAGCUUUUGUAAUGGGGUUGGUGUGAUUAUUAUAGUAGAGAGAGAGAGAGAGAGAGGAACUCAGUGUUUAAUGGAGGGGAUUGAGGAUUGAUUUAUGUUUAGAAAAUGUUUGAGAUAAUUUGAGUAAUUUGGGUUUGCCUCAAACUCUGUUGUUUCUCAAAGAUGGUGGUCCAUCCCAAUUGUGAAUGUCUGCAGUUUCAGUCAUGCUUAAAAGAAAUGUCAAUGUUGUAUGCCCA